Molecule: messenger RNA, 2585 nt
Organism: Vollenhovia emeryi
Lineage: Eukaryota; Metazoa; Arthropoda; Insecta; Hymenoptera; Formicidae
Exons: 10
Coding region: 227-2095 (622 amino acids)
Source: RefSeq, a predicted model, not a curated record
CUGGCGAGUAGCGGCAGCAAGUGUAUGUAACCAGUCCUGGACGGACGGUCAAUCCGGUGUCUUGUGAACCGCUCGCUCGGUCAGGAUUGAUCGGUUGGAUUCGACGCGUGGGCAAAGUCGCCGGGAAGAAAACGAGACGGAGGAAAAAAGUGAUCUAGCCGGUGUGCAAAUUUCGGAUUACCCUUUUCUCGCGAGAUUUCGUGAGGCAGGGCUUAAGAAGAACACAAUGUCAGCAGCCGUGAGGGAGCGAACGUCGACGCACACCAGCAGAAAGAUUGUGAGUCAUGGCGGUCCUAUAUCUGGCCACAGAGACGGAGCAGCCACGGCCAGCAGUCUCGAAAACAACUUGGACGCACUUCUCGAGGAUCUGCAGACGAGUGUCUCGAGAAGUGCCACUCCUAGCCGAGACAGAACACUCUUACCCCAAGUCGAAUAUAGGGUAGCUGCCAACCCCACCAGAGUAAUCUCCGAGGGCAGGUCCAUGUCUCCGUCUCGCUCGAGGGUGACUACCACUGAAAAAUUCGUUAGUACCGGUCCAGCUGGAACGGGAAGCGGUAUACCGGGGCUGGAACAUCUGGACGCGGAGCUGCAAGAUGUCCAACCCGGUCAAACUAAAACGGUGGCCUACAAGCAGGUGUCGUACCACUACAACAAGGAUUUGGACGGGAAACCGGACUCAUGGGGCAUAUCAGAAAGCAAACAGCCUCUCACUGGCGCGCCCUUGAUGGAAGACAUCCAUGAAAGAUCCUACGAGGAGACUAAAACUCCAGCGAGUCCAUACACGUAUCAAAGUCCAGAACCGGUUAUUAAAAAAUCAGUGGUUAACAGAGAAUUGGUCUAUGGCGACUCGUCUCGUUCGAAACAAAUUUCUCCGCUACCAGGGUCUCAAGGCACGCAAGAAUACAAGACCAUCGAGUACAACGUCCCGUCGCCAAGUCCAUCGAUACCGAUCAAUCUGGCGCCCGGACCAAACACAAAAGUAACCACUACCAUCAAGACGUACACCUACGAACUACCGGGAGCGCCGGAAACGUAUCUACCAGGUGGCAACGUGCCAGGGAGUGUCGUGCUGCCCGGUGACCAAAUGAUCACGUACACCCUACCGAGAACCACCACAGACAAGACGGUCACCUAUCAGACCAUGACGGAGAACGUGCCGGGACAUCCUGGUACGCCGAUCAGAUACUCGCCGACCGAGAUCAAGACGGAGAAGUCUAAAACUAUACACAAAGAGGCCAAGUUCUACCGCGAGGAUCACCAUGGCCAAUCGUCUCCCUAUCCCUACCGUAACGCUGUACCGACGAACUUGGAGUCCAAGACCACCGUGACCGAGAAGUAUUACCAUGACGGUAAUUAUCCUAAUGGCCACGGACCGGGCGACCGUCCGGACUACUCUACAGGCUCCUUAUAUCAAAAUCAAUCGCCUCCCGUGAGCGAAACGCACACCAGAAGCAUCAAUCGGUUCGAAGAGUAUAGAUCCGGCACGUCGUCGUCCAGCGGACGUUAUCCCGACAAGCCAGAUACUCCGACCAGGAGCUAUUAUCCGGCUAUUGUCCAAGAGACACCGCCGCAGUCCAGCACAACGAUUUACAAAUUCUCGAAUACUAUGACGACAGUACCGCCGAACAAGCACGCCGACGACCACGAGGUCCUCCUGCCGAAGCCGUUUCCAACUUCUGCUAAGCGAAUUGCCAAUGGCGAAGGACCACCGACGAAACUGGAGGAUCUCAUGGCCUCGUUCUCUGAUUCUGAGCGAGAGGUAUUGGAAGAUAUAGAGAAGCAAGAGCGUCAGAGCAAAAAGGAAUCGCCGGCUACGAAGAAGAAGGAAGUUGAUUUUCUCCCGCAUACACCACCCAAAGUCAAAAGCAAGAACGUUGCUGGGCCUCCGGUCUAUUAUCCUCCUGGCUCGGCGGAAUUCACCAAGAAGGAAGAAUCUAGUGUUGCCAUGGCACAAUCCGGCGGAGAAUGGCAAAAGGCCAGCGGAAAAUACGAAUACGAGGCUUCCAGCAAAAGUAAAAGCAAAAGCAGCAAAGGGGGUGCUGUUGUCCCAGUUUGCCUCCCGUUAUGCUGCGCGUUGCCAUGCGUCAUUAUGUAACUUAUUAUUACAGUAACAAAUUAACGAAGUACAUGACAUACACACACGAUAUACAUUUGUUAUCAUAAUAUAAUCGACAGAAAUUAAAGGAGAAGUUAAUGCAAAAGCAUAAUCUUAGAGCAGAGUUUUAUAAAUUUCAUAACUUUUCCUUGCCGAUAUAAGGUUCGUUCAUUUGACUUGCAUAUUACGCUUUUUCUUCUCCUUAGGUAACAUCAAUUUCACUUUAAUUAUAAAAAUAUGGCUAAGAAGUUUCUAUGUACGUGUUGAUAUACUUAAUACAUGACAGAUUAUAUAUUAAGCAAGUAAUCAAAACAAAUCGUGCUGUUACAUGAAAGUGAACGUUACUGCGCUAUGUUAACAUAUUUAUAAAGCAGGAAUAUUUCGAGAAGCUAUUUAUUUUUAUUUCUAUUAUUACAAGUAUUAUUUUUCCCAGUGGCAAAUUAUUAAAAAGUUUUACAUGUACCGCAAUAUAACAUAUGUUAUAACGGAA